CUAUCGGGGUUUGUUUGAUUAGGUAUUUUACUUUCGUAACUAGAAUAUUUUCUAUAAUUAUGAAAUAACAAUGGAAAGCGCAGAAAAAACAUAUUGUCGAUUCUGUGCGGAACCAAAAAGUUUAAAUAAAUUACUAAACCUUCAAACGGACGGCGAGAAAUGGAAUGAAAUCAACAAUAAACUUACAUUCUUGAACGCAUUGUAUGUUGAAGUUCAAAGCGAAAAUAUGCUACCGAAAACUGUCUGUUUUAUAUGUUACGAUUCAUUAAAUAAAGCUUAUGAGUUCUUAAAUCGUGUCAAGAAAUCACAAGACGUGCUAUUGGAUUUAUUUUUAAAAAAUAAAGAGAGCAAUUACUCGCAUCCUGAUGACGAUUGUAUGGCAAUAUUCGGUGAUUACCCGUCACCUGGUGAGGUUGAAGACGACGUUGGUGUGAAGGAAGAGGAAUCACAAUUGAAAGUGUCAAAAAAUUCGUCAUUCACGUGUACAAAUAUUAAAGUUAAAAGUGAGCCUAAAGAGGAACUUGUUGAUAAUUUCAAUAAUCAUGGUACAGGGACGAACGUGGAUGAGAAGUUUGACCAAACACUGGACGUUAAUGAUAUUAUUGAAGCGGCGAUGUGUAAUGCGCCGUCUGAAAUUGAGAUUUACGCGAAAGAUUUAUCAGAUUUAGGUAAAAAUGAGAUCAAAUCAUGGAAAGAUUAUCCGUGGAUGUGUUCAUUGUGUAAUAUUGAGUUUCUGGACAUAGACACGUUGAGGUUGCACGCGCGGACGGUCCACAACAAGUGCUCUGUGUUUAUGUGUAUAGAUUGUAAGACAGCAAGGAAAGAUAAUUUUACAUCAUUCAUCAAACACGUCAGGAAACAUCGGAAGAGUCUCAGGAACUAUUGCUAUUAUUGCAACGAGGUAUUGGACAAAGCAGAUUCCAUCGGUACGCAUUUGAAACAACAUUUUAAGAAGUCUCAACUACCGUGUCCUUUAUGUGGUGAAAUAUUGAACGAAGAUGCAUUAAAGACUCAUCUCCAAGAGUACGGUGCUGUUAAAUCGAAGAGGAAACCUCGCAGGAAGCCAGGAACACCUAUAACAGUUGAGGAUCUAACGUGUGAACAUUGCAAGAAGGUGUACAAAAACCCGAACAGUCUACGUGACCACGUGAAGUUGCACAGAAUUGACCGUAAACGCAACUACACAUGUGAGAGGUGCGGCAAAAUGUUCUACAAUAAAGGCACGUUGACGUCGCACAUUAUGUCGCACGACAAGAUACGGCCGCACGUCUGCAGGAUCUGCAAUAAGGCAUUCCUGUACCCGAAUAUGUUGAGGCGACACGUAGAGAUGCACUCCGGUGUGAAACCGUUCUCGUGUGAACAAUGCGGACGCUGUUUCCGGCUGCAGUACCAGUUGAACGCCCAUAAGAUCGUGCACACCGACUCUAUGCCUUACGUAUGCCAGUUUUGUAACAAAGCGUUCCGUUACAAGCAGAUAUUGAAGAAUCACGAGCGACAACACACCGGUGACAAGCCGUACUCGUGUCAGCAAUGCGGUAUGGAGUUCACGAACUGGUCGAAUUAUAAUAAACACAUGAAGAGGCGGCACGGAACGGACACUUCGAAAAAGAAAAUAACACCAGAUGGCGUGUUCCCGAUCGAUUCGGAAACGGGACAAAUGGUGCAAAUAGAGGACGUCGUGGGUAUGGAGGAGUGGAAAAGUAAAAUUAUGAUUCCCGCCAAAAGGGGGAAGAAGAAAACGAUCAAAAUGGAAAAUGAUGCCUGUUAGAAUUUUUCAGGUAAUAAUGUCUAGAUAUAAUCUGUUUUUCUUACUUGGCGCAAUAAACAAAAUAAAAAAAAAAACGUAUCAUUUUACAGUAAGAAAAUAUUUAUCUGUUGGUUUUUUAAAUAAUUAGUUAAUUUAAAAACAAAAAAGUAAUAAAUGCAACUCUUUAUAAGCUAUCUUUUGCCCGCAACUUCGUAUGCGUCUAGAUGGCGUAUUAAAAUAUAUAUAUAUAUAUAUAUAUAUAUAUAUAUAUAUAAUAUAUGUUUUAAAAUUUGUUGAUGCUCCAACUUAAAAGGUCCCACUUUUAAAACAAAUCGAAUUUUAAAUUAGACCUUCAGGACUGCAACUGUGAAAACCGCAUCAAAUUUAGUGCAGUAGUUUUUGCGUAAUACCAAAGCAAACAUACAGACUGACAUUAUCAUUAUAUCAGCCUUUAACGAUCCGCUGCUGAACAUAAGCCUCCCCUUGAAGGAUUUUACCGGUAGUUGCCACGCUUGGCAGGCGGAUUGGCAACCCCAGUCAGGCGGAUGGCAACCGCCAAUUCUAUUAAUUUAUAACAUUAUAAAAAUUACACAAGCGCAAAUGAUUAAGGUUAUAACGAUAUUAAAAAAAAUGCAUGGUGUUGCCACCUACAAGAAAGAAAAAUACCUUAUAAUACGUGGUGAAUUGCCAGAAAAGAAAAAUGAAUAUUGUUAUGUUUGUGUACUGAACAAGUACAGUAACUUUAAUGUAUGCACAGUUAAUUGUAACUAAACUAUUUUGAUAGUGUAGCAGUUUACACGGCGCGUCCUCUACUAAUCGGUCGCGGGUUCGAUUCCCGUGCAAUGCAAACGUUUGUGUUCACGUGUACGUCUGUAUCUGUGUAAAUGUUUACUAUACGUAAUAUGUAUGUGUUUAUAAAAUAUGUAUUGAAUCAUGUCACUUGUGUAAUCAGUCCCAUGGUGUUUAUAUCUAAUUCGUGAAUCGAUUUCGAUAAAAAAUCGUGCCAAGUUUGUACCAAGUAUUAAGAAAUAGAUUAUAUAGGUAAUUAUAUGUUAUGUUUAGGUUAUAUAGAUAGAGUGUCUCCAUAAAAAUGCUUCGCCAAAUAUACAAGUAAACAUUUUUAUCCAUGUGUACGUAAAUAGGGUUGCCAUAAUGUAAUGUAUAUUUUUUGCUCAGUAUUUGGGAGAAAUUGUGUUUUAAGGUUCAAUUAAAAAAUAAAAACGAUACAAAAUUCUUACGUAUAUAUUUGAAAGGACAAGAUAAAUAUUGCAUCGUGAUUCGUUAUUCAUUUUUAUUUAUUUAACACUAUUGUAUCAAGAGGGAGACUUUGUACAAAAGUCGUUUGCUUGGCCACCUCUGUCCUAUUUGUGUUUCAACCGUGAAGCAGUUGUGUUUGCAUGGCUGUGUUUCGGUUUGAAGGGUGGGAUAUGGCGUGAAUUUACAGCGUACAGAGGAAUAACACCUGAGUCCUUAGGAGUGGCUGCGCAUGGGGGGUAUCAAGGGCGAAACAGUAUACUCUGUUAUGUCCAUGGUGCUGCUCAUGUCUAUAGGUGACGGUUACCACUUUCCAUCAGGUGGGCUGUCAGCUUGUUUGCCAUUCUAUGUUGUAUAAAAAAAUUGUUGAAGGAUUUUCAAUAAGUACACUAGAAAAGAUGGUCUUAUCGCUAAGCAAUCUUUUCCAGACAAUCUUUGGGCAAAACGGGUUAAAGAGUGAAUUGAUAGUUAGCGCAUUAACUACUGUAAUAAUCAGUAAUUUUUUAACGAAGAUAUCACCACAGUUAAUAAAUUAAAAAAAAAAAAUGUAUUUUGUGGAUAAAUAUUAAAAAAAAAUAUAUUCAAUUCAAUUCAAUUCAAUUUAUUCUAUAACAAUAUUACAUUGUGUCGAAUAUUAUAGGAUUUUUAUACUGUACAGCUGCAAAAGCACAAACAUGCAGCAAUGUUUACAUAUAAACAAUGUCACAUACAAAUAAUGAAUUAAUAAUAACAAUUUAAGUGAAAAAAAAAAAACAAGUAACUAUACAUAACUCACAGUUGUUAUAUUUCUAAAAUUAAUUUAUUUUAUAAAUACAUUCUUCCAACAGAAGGGCAUGGAGUUUGAUUUAUAAUAUUCUCCAAUUUUGAAUAGUUUUUAGAGCAAUUGGUAAUCUGUCAUACAACUUCCUUCCUUGAAACUGCGCUCCGUGUAUAACUACGUUCAAUCUUGGUUGUAUAUCACUUAUAUAGUCAAAUUUUGAUCUGUUUCUGGCGCUCGAUGCUCUAUCUAUAUAAACUAUGGUAACUCUAAAAUGCCCAAUGUACUACUAAAUUACAAAAAUGAAGGUCGUGUUAUAUUUAGUAUUUAUUAAUUGUUUAAAAAUUAUUUUUGUCCAUUUUUGUAAUUAAAAGCACUUAUUAUUUAAAAAAAAAUACACAUCCAUUUGCCGUAAAUAUGGGAGAUUUAUUUUGUAGCUGGCAACCUAUUUUAUAGCUGUAUAUGUAUAUAGUUCGACAUGUAUAUGAAUUUAAAAUGGAUUAUUUUAGAAAAUAUUAGUGUUUAUUUAAGUAAUGUUGUUUGAAUACAUUUUAACCAUUGUGAUUGAUAUGUAUUCGAGUAGUCGCCAUUUUCAGCAACUUGACAACUUUAUUUGUAAAAAUUCUUUUUAUCUAGAAGAAAUUUUAUCAAAAACGGUUCACUAGUAUAGUUUAAAAAUCAAAAUAACUGGUUUAAUUAAAGUGGGUUUUACAGUAAACCAGAGGGAGACUGUACAAAAGUCGUUUGCUUGGGCACCUCUGUCCCAUUUGUGUUUCUACCGUGUAGCAGUUGUGUUUGCAUGGCUGUGUUUCGGUUUGAAGGGUGGGAUAUGGCGUGAAUUUACAGGGUACAGAGGAAUAACACCCGAGUCCUUAAGAAUGGCAACGCUUGAGAGGUGUCAUGGGCCAAACAGUAUACUCUAUUAUGUCCAUGGUACUGCUCACGUCUAUAGGCGACGGUUACCACUUUCCAUCAGGUGGGCCGUCAGCUUGUUUGCCAUUCUAAGUUGUAUAAAAAAAUAUGUUGUUAGGACUGUUUGUUGUAAGGAAACCUAUAAGUAUUAAGAUGUAUAUAGUUUUAAAUGUAUUUGACAGUCUCCAUAGCGCAGUGAUGGGUAAACGAGGUCCCGGGUUCGAUUCCCGGUCAGCCCAAUUUUGGAAACGAACUUUUCAGAAUUGGCUUGGGUCUGAGUGUGGUGGGUCGUGCCCCUAGAUGUUUGUUACCUGGUACCUCAUACCACAGGGUAUCUUAGCUUGAGGACCAGGCGAUCAGUUUGAUUGUAAGGCACUUAAUAAUAAUACAUUAAUAUAUGUAUACUUGAGGAAUAAAACACUGUUGAAUUGUCGUCAAGGCAAACAAAUCUGUCGGUAGAUACGUUUGCGCUACCGCACGCGUUAGAACGAGACGCCACACGUUAGUGUCUAGUUUUAUAGCUCAAGUAUGUACCUAAGUAUUGCGGCAAUAUAUGUUAAUUUAUUUUUAUAUACUUAUUAGUUAUGUAUUUAAAAAUAAUAAAUCACAAUUUACACAA
Messenger RNA from Galleria mellonella (greater wax moth), 5289 nucleotides. Its product is annotated as zinc finger protein 485-like. The record is from RefSeq and is a predicted model, not a curated record. Gene Ontology annotation, cellular component: nucleus. Gene Ontology annotation, biological process: regulation of transcription by RNA polymerase II. Bases 71 to 1768 code for a protein of 565 amino acids. Gene Ontology annotation, molecular function: RNA polymerase II transcription regulatory region sequence-specific DNA binding; zinc ion binding; DNA-binding transcription factor activity, RNA polymerase II-specific. Lineage: Eukaryota; Metazoa; Arthropoda; Insecta; Lepidoptera; Pyralidae. The transcript has 2 exons.